CUUCGCCUUUCGAACCGUCUCAGUUGUCGGUGAGGCCGGCGGGGCGGAUCCCACACUAGAGUGAAAGAGAAAAUAAAGCAACACAAUAAUACCUGGCUAUUUGAUUUAUUUCGCUCGCAAACUCCCCUGUGGAUUAAAAAAAAAAAAAAAAAAAAAAACAUAAAGAUGCCCUCAGCGAUGAACGGUAACAGGACAGUGCAGUCUGCCAGCCCAGAUGUGGGAUCCGCUCCAGGGUCAGUGGGCCAGAUUUCGCUCGGUGGGCAGUCUGAGGUCCUGAAGCAGGUGCUGGUUGUCAUCGAGAAGAAGGCCCGCAACAUGGAAAAGAAAAAGGGCAAACUGGAUGAUUAUCAAGCCAGGAAGAAUAAAGGGGAACGUCUCAAUCAGGACCAGCUGGAGGCCCUGUCCAAAUACCAGGAAGUCGUCAAUAACUUGGAAUUUGCCCGGGAGUUGCAGAAGAGCUUCCUUGUAUUGGGACAAGAUAUCCAGAAAGCAGUGAAGAAGACUGCACGGCGGGAGCAGCUGCAGCGGGAGGAGGCAGAGCAGAAGAGGUUGAAAACGGUUCUGGAACUGCAGUUCCUCCUGGACCGGCUGGGCGACGACACCGUGCGACAGGAGCUGCGACAGGGAGUUGGGGGCUCCCCGCUGCUCACAGAUGCAGACCUCACCGCUCUUGAUGAGUUCUACAAGUUAGUGGGGCCAGACCGUGACCAAAACAUCAGGUUGGCUGACCAGUAUGAAGAAGCAUCUGUACACCUUUGGGACCUACUGGAAGGGAAGGACAAGGCUGUGGUAGGAACAACAUACAAGGCACUGAAAGAGACUUUGGACCAGGUGCUGCAGAGUGGCUACUUUGACAGGGUGCCAUCUCACCAAAAUGGAGUGUGUGAGGAGGAAGAGGAGGAAGAACAAGCAGCAGCCGCCGCAGUAGUCGAGUCAUCAGAAGCAGAGGAGCAGACUGUUGAUCCAGAACCUGAAAUAAUUGAGGAGUACACAGAGCCCGUUGAGAUGGAAGCCACAGAGUUUGUAAACAGACAGUUCAUUCCAGACGGCACGUACAGCAGCAGUGAGAAGGAGCAGGGGGAUGAGUGGACCACAGAAACAGAGGCAGUCAGUGCCAUGCAGCAGCAACCCGUUCAGCCCACUCCACCUCCUGUCCCGCUGGAGACCCACUCGUUGAACUUAGCCACUUCUGCACCGCCCACUGACCCCAUGGUCAGGAAGCAGGUAGUGCAAGACCUAAUGGCACAGAUGCAGGGAACGUACAACUUCAUGCAGGACUCCAUGUUAGAGUUUGACGGACAGCCUAUCGACCCAGCCAUUGUAUCUGCCCAGCCCAUGAAACCUGCUCAGAACAUUGACUUGCCUCAGAUGGUGUGUCCUCCAGUUCAUCCAGAGUCCCGGCUAUCGCAACCCAGUGCUGUUCCUGUUCAACCUGAGCCCACACAAGUCCCUAUCGUUUCUCCCACACCGCCUCCCAUGUAUCAGACCUCUCACACACCAGAUCCCCGGCCUUCCACAGAAUCCAUUGACCCCAUCCAGACCUCCAUGUCCUUGUCGUCAGAGCAGCCUCCACCCUCUACGGCUCUCCCCCCUGCCUCUCAGACACAGGUUUUCCAGCCAGUUUCCAAAGCUCCUCACAGCAGUGGCAUCAAUGUCAACGCAGCACCAUUCCAGUCAAUGCAGACAGUGUUCAACCUCAACGCCCCAGUCCCACCAGCUAAUGAGACGGAGGCUUUGAACCAGGCCAACCAGUACCAGAACAGCUACAACCAGGGCUUCAGCAGCCAGUCCCAGCAUCCUGUGGAGCAGACAGAGAUGCAGUCAGAACAACUGCAGUCUGUAGUUGGUGCCUUCCAUUCCCAAGACCAAUCAGGAGGCCAUCAGCAGCCUUCGCAGCAAGGCCCGGGCUUCGGCCGGCAGACUCAGUCCUUCUACAGCAGCAGAGGCAUGUCCCGCGGUGGCCCCCGCAACGCCAGGGGCAUGAUCAACGGCUACAGAGGCUCAUCUAAUGGAUUCAGAGGUGGUUAUGACAGUUAUCGCCCUCCCUUCGCCAACACUCCAAACUCGGGAUACGGACAGACCCAGUUCAAUACACCUCGGGAUUACUCAAAUGGAAAUUAUCAGCGGGAUGGUUACCAACAGAACUACAAGCGAGGAGCUGGCCAGGGACCCAGAGGAGUGUCUCGAGGCAAUACUCAGGCAAUGAGAUCCUGAAAGGCCUUUUUAUAUUGACUGUGACUAACUUGCACCACACUGAAAAUUCAAAAAAUCAAGAAUGCAUUUGCCCCAGCUCACUUGUUCUUUUUUUAUUUUUUUUUUCAUCAGUGGUAUUUUUUCCUGGCUCUUUAAUCAAAGUAUGCCUGCUUUGAUAUUUGGAAAUAUUAAACAUUUUAAGUCUGAACACAAGCUAGCCUGUAAAUCCAGUCAUGGAUAAUACACAAGCACGUGUUACGAUGUUCCUGUAAACUUGAAAGAUUUCAUUUAAGUUAUUUUUUUGUAUAAAAUAAGACACCUGCCACUGCUGGUCCAAUCCUUGGGAGUAUUUCCCCCCUUCUCAGCCCUUUUUCUUUUGUUUGUCAUUUUGGUUCUAAAAAGCGUUUUUAUUUUCAAUGAGCUCCCAGUUCCUUGUUUGUAAAUUGAUGUUGCUUCAAUAGUUUCAAUAAAGAUGUGUUGCAUACCCA
Messenger RNA from Myripristis murdjan (pinecone soldierfish), 2681 nucleotides. RefSeq names its product cell cycle associated protein 1b (gene caprin1b). The coding region runs from base 166 to 2214 and encodes 682 amino acids. Lineage: Eukaryota; Metazoa; Chordata; Actinopteri; Holocentriformes; Holocentridae. The transcript is spliced from 18 exons. The record is from RefSeq and is a predicted model, not a curated record. Gene Ontology annotation, cellular component: cytoplasm. Gene Ontology annotation, molecular function: RNA binding.